CCUCUAGCAAGUACGAUUCCCGCCCGAAAAUUCCAUGCUUCCUCCCCAGGUCACAAUAAGUAACAGAACACGCCCGUUCCCACGAGAGAGAGAGAGAGAGAGAGAGAGAGUCCUGAAGCGUGAGAAGGUGCCACCCAGGGUUUCUUUUGGAUUCUGCAAAGAAUGAGCAUCCAAGAAUCUUCAAUGGCGUACUUGAAGUCGAAGUUUGUAGUUUCCACCAGGCCCUGUCAGAAGGCUGUGGAAGAACUUCCUCAAAAGUAUUUAAUCCUUACUUCUCUGCGCAGUUUCCCUAAUAAUCUUCAAUUCUUUUCGCAAGCGUCUCGCAUCCGAGGAGAAAUGGCUGUUCCAGAAGUAAACAUGAGAUUGCUUGGUGAACUUCAAGAAAUGGGAUUUCCGCUGGCUCAAGCAACAAGGGCACUUCAUUUUUCCGGCAAUUCCAGCAUUAUCGAUGCUAUAAAUUGGCUUGUUGACCAUGAGAAUGAUCCGGACAUAAAUCAGAUGCCCUUGGUACUGCCGCCGUUGCUUUGCCAAGGAUGCACUCAUACACCCCGGUCUGGUAGGGAGACUGUAAAAAUGGCGGGUAAUCUUAAGGUUCCUGUGGACAUUGAUAUUCAGACCUCUGAUCCGUCUCAAAUAACAGAAGAAGUGAAGUUAAAAGCAGAGGAAUUAAGGGACCAAAGGCACAAUAAGAAAGAAAAGGAAGAGAAGAAACUGGAAAGAGAGAGAGAGAAGGAGAGGAGAAGAGCAGGUAAAGAACUGCUUGAGGCAAGGAGAGUUCAGGAAGAAAAUGAAAGAAAGCGCUUUUUAGCCUUGUGGAAAGAAGAGAGAGAGCAAAAGAAAAGAGAAAGGGAUAUAAUUCGGCAGAAGCUAUGGCAAGAUAAGGCAGAAAGAAGGCAGGGGCUUGGAGUGCCUGCAGAAGUUCUUCCACCUAUUGAAGAAGCAUCAGUCUUGAUGCAUGAAAAAAAUGGAUCACAGCCUUCUAAGUCUGCUAUAUUGCCUGUAUCUGCGACAAAGGCUGACCUCAUGAGAGACUGUUUAAAAUUUCUGAAGCGCAACAACAUGGCUGAUGAAAUCAAAGUGAGGAGAGCUUUCCAAACUCUUCUAAUUUACGUCAGAAAUGUUGCAAAGAAUCCUGAUGAAGAAAAGUUCAGGAAGAUACCCUUCAGCAAUCCAGCUUUCCAGGACAGAGUGGGGAACAUGAAGGAAGGCAUCCAAUUUCUUGAACUUUGUGGCUUUGAGAUAGCUGAAGGAGGCAAGUUUUUGUUUCUUCCCAAAGACAAGGUUGACAUGGAAGCGUUGAAGAUAGCUGGGACCUUGUUGAACUCUGCAAUAACUAAUCCAUUCUUUGGACUUCUUUCUAGGUGAAGAGAAUGUAAAACAUAUGUGAUAUGUCCUGGGUUAAUGACAUAUGAAAUGUACAAAUUGGGAAGCUGUACCUACUGAAAAAUUUAUUGUUCUUUUAUGUGUUGAUGGGAAUCUUUGCUAUGUUUAAAGUUUAUACAUGCAAAGGGCCUGGCAAUCUAGAAUAUCUCAUCUAUUUUUUUCUUUUCCACUUGGUUGUUUUAACCUUGUUUCAAUUUAUUAAAAUACUUUUUUGUGUCAUCUACGUGUCAAUGCUUACUGUUGAAUUUCACCUUUAGGAAAUGGCAGGAUGUGUGACCACUUAUCUAUCUUCGAUCUUUUAUACAGCUUGUUGCAAUGAACUAGACACUGUGUCCUCUUGAUUAUGUAAUGUUUCUUUAUCCAGGUAAAUGUAUUAUUAUUAUUAUUAUUUCUUUUUUUGGGUUGGGGGGGGAGGGUAGACUUGUGGGUCAGUUUAAAGCUCUUCUUAACGCUGAGGCAACAUCCCUGGAAUUUACAGGAAAAGGAAAUACCCCCACCUUUGUCAUCUAUUCCAUACAUCACACUAAAUAAAUAUCAUGUUCAUGGGAUACGAUUCACUUUCAAGAUGCCUUGGUGGUGAAAUUCUCAAAUCAUAAUACAUUUUGUUUUGAUGUUUCCAGAUGUAUUUGUCAAAUUGUGGUGUCACCUGGGUUGCUGUAAAUGGAGUUGAAUCUACUACAACUAUGCUUGGAUUUGUGCCAUCAUUGAUAUUCAAUUCAACAGAAUGGCAUACAUCAGGUACCGCUUACACCUGGAGUUGUUUUGAAGAGGAUCUGAUAGGUGCUCAAAUAUCUUGAGUUGCUGCAAGACAUUUUAUAUCUGCUUUAUUACCUACUACACUCCAUGCUGGGAAAAAGCAAAGCCUAUGUGAAAAAUUGCAUUGAAGCUUGUUUUAAUUUUCCAUCAUUAUUCUUUGACAUGUCUUAAUUUGAUCGUGAGGAAGUUCCAGACAGAUGUUAAGGCCA
Messenger RNA from Diospyros lotus (date-plum), 2348 nucleotides. RefSeq lists its product as uncharacterized. The transcript is spliced from 12 exons. Gene Ontology annotation, molecular function: protein binding. The record is from RefSeq and is a predicted model, not a curated record. Bases 163 to 1365 code for a protein of 400 amino acids. NCBI's taxonomy places the organism in Eukaryota, Viridiplantae, Streptophyta, Magnoliopsida, Ericales, Ebenaceae.